GCGCGGGGCUCGGUUGCUAUAGCGACGGCCGGGCCUGGGCCUUUCCAGAAAGCUCGGCCGGGGCUCGGGGCUCGGGGCCGGGCAGCGUUGUUUACUUCCGGGUAUUUCCUGUCCUUGCGCAGCGUUUGGCUCUUCCCGAGUCCUCUCCCGUCACCACAUGGUUCAAAGAGCCGCUCGUUCAGGCCCAAGCGGGGCCAAGGCUCUGCAGUCUGAAGGACGGAGAGACUGUGGCAGUCCUGCUGGCUGCUGUGGGCCUCUCCUUACCCCUCACUGCUGGUUUCACUCCUUUGCACCAAGAGCUGUGUGCCCUUAGGAUGAGUUGUCCUUAUCCCCAUUGGGUGCCUACUGCCCAAGAUCCUCCUGAAAUCAAUCAGCAGAUGCUGUCAGUUCCCCAGGCUGACUUGUGCUGGCCAACAGACACAAAUACCCGGGUAUUUUGUGGUGAAAAUCUAUAAACGUGGCCCUCAGUUCCUGCUUGUUUAUGCCCUUAAGACGUUUGUUCCUCGCAGGGUUCACUGGACCUGAGUGAGGAAUUCCUCAUAGGCCCCCCUGAAAUCCAUAAUUGUGUGCUGCCACUUCGCUUCUGCUGAUCAAAACAUACAAAUUCAGCGCAAUAAAAGGGAAAAAUGUAUAAUCUGGCUCUCGCCUACCCAGCAUUUCUUCUGGAGCACAUGGGGCGCUGCCUCGGGUGUAGUGUGGCUUCACUUAUUCACUGGCUUCCUUAACUGUAACAGCACAAAUCUCCUGUCAACAAGGUUAGGCAAACAUCUGCUGAUAAAAUGACUUCCAGGUUGCUCUUUCCAAGGCCAGAGCACGCAGGCCAUUUGCCAUGGUGUCCUCGCUCCAGACGAGCACCGUGUGUGUGUGUAUGUGUGUGUGAACUCCUUGGCAGCGACACCUGCCAGAUAGCACAGCCUGAUUGCAGCGCGGGGCCUUGGUGCCAUGGUACAGCCCGGGUUAAUGACUUUGUUUAUACUGUUUGGGUAAUUGUGAUAAGGCUGCCCAACCCGCUGCCCCAUCCCCGCGCUGCGGCUGCUGGCGUUUCAUUGAGAAAACGGCCACUGACGCCAUGCUGAGAUCUUGCUGGUCCCAGCCAAUCAGUCUGGGGACAGCUGGUUGGUUGGGUUGGUUUUUUUUUUUUCUUUUUUUAAUGAGGACCGCUUAAUCACAGAGCGGUCAAGGCUGGGAAGGGGUGUUCCACUUGUGACUGAGCCUUAUAAGAGCUUGUUCGAACAGCCAUGUGCUGGCAGAGCAGAGGGGACAGGUCACUCCCAGGCUGAGACGGGGAGGAAACUUACAGUUCUCUCCUAUCUGUGGAGCUUUACAGAGGAUACAGGCUCCCAGGCUCUGAUGACCAGUAGCACGGACAUGGACUGCGAGAGGUGUCAGUGCCAGCAUGGAGACAAACACUCAGCCAUUCUCUACACCCUCCUGAGCCAGAACCUGAGCCACAGCCCACCCCACCAACGCUGCCUGUGUCACCAGCGCUGGACAGUUUGCCUCCGGACACCCCAUAUCACCUGCCAGGCCGCCUCCGAUGUGUUGGUGAAAACCAUCAGCUUCAUGAAGAACCUCCCUUCCUUCCACCUGCUGCCACGGGGGGAUCAGCUCCUGCUGCUGGACAGCUGCUGGGUCCCCCUUUUCCUCCUGGGGCUGGUCCAGGAGACGGUGACGUUUGAGGUGAUGGAGACCCCGGCCCCCAGCAUGCUCGAGAAGAUCCUCCUCGAUGGCCAAAGCAAAAGGCAGGAGCCUGAGUGGACGCAGCCCAUGCUGGCCGCCGUGCAGUGGCUGCAGUGCAGCCUCAACACUUUUUGGAGCCUGGACUUGAGCCCAAAAGAAUACGCCUACCUGAAGGGAGCCAUCCUCUUUAAUCCUGAUGUCCCAGGGCUGACGGCCUCCCUGCACAUCGAGAGCCUCCAGCGGGAAGCCGAGCGAGCGCUUCAGGAGGUGGUGAGGAUUCUGCACCCCGAGGACCAGGACCGUUUUGCCCUCAUUUUGCUCAUCACCUCCACCUUGAAAUCCAUCCCUCCUGCCCUCAUCACAGACCUCUUCUUCCGGCCCGUCAUUGGCAGCGCAGACAUUGUCGAGCUCAUUGUGGAUAUGCUGUAUGAAAUCACCAGCUGGCAGCCGGCUCCCUCACCACACAUGGCUCUGUGAGCUGCUGUGCUCUGCCACAGCUCUGUGCGUGCUCUCCAUCAGCUGGCAGGGCAGCAGGGAGGACUGGGGAGCAGGCACUCGGGACAGGCGCCCUGAGCUCCACAGCUGGCUUUGCGUGUGCCUCUUGCUUGGCUGCAGGGCUCAGCAAGGUGUUAGCAGAGCACUCAGGAAAGCAGCCUUGAUUCAGCAGAUGUCUGUGGCAGCUCCUGCUCCGCCUCUGCCAGUCUGUUUCAAGGAGUGUGACUGUGUGUGUGUGGCUGUUUCCCUGUUCUGCAGCUGGUAAUACUCAGCUGCUAGCAAGCAGGCCAGCCCCGUGACACAGGGCAAAUUGAGUUAGAGCCUGCUCCAGUUGUUUUUUUUAUCUCAGUGAAUCCUCAGUUCAAUUAAAACCAAUGUGUGUUUUGCUGUUAACUCCAAGAGAUGAGGUCUGACCUCAACUCACUGCCCAUGACAGCUCAACCCUGUGAUAGUGGUAUUUAGGGGUGCUGAGUAUCUUCAGUGGGAUCACUUGUAGAGUAUGACCAAGUGCAAACAGUCAGAAAUUAGAUCUUUAAGUAUUGGCCAAUGUCUGUUGUGCACGAAAUCUCAGAAGUAUUCAUAAAGAAUCUUCCUCAGGCAGCAAGAGGGAAAAGUACAAAAUCUUACAGGGUGUGCAGCCAGCCGAAUUAACGCCUUGUGCCUUUCAUCAGAUUGCAUCUUCUCUCCAUUAUGCCAUGAGCUGCAACAGGAUUGCUCACAGAGCAACGGAUUACCUAAGAGCAGUGAAACGUAUGGCAAAUAAUGCUGCAUGAACACCAGGGAGUCCGUCCUACCCAUACACCACAAAGGAGCUUUUAGCAGCAUUGAGAAUGGCUCAGGCUGUGGGCCUGCCUCUGUUCCUGCGACAGCAAGCAACACACUGAGCUACAGACACCAAACAAACCAGCAGAACUGUUGGUGGCAGAACAAAACAUCCCUGCCUUGAGUUACAGCUGGUUAAACAUGUAGCACGUCUGGAAACCUCACUUCUCCUGUCUGCAGCUUUUGUAAACCAUUAGAUGUCAGUAUUUUGUGGGUGAGCCUUCUUUCAGUUUGUAUAUAAGACACAGUAAAUUAUUUUUUUAAUA
This is a messenger RNA of Lagopus muta (rock ptarmigan), 3263 nucleotides long. RefSeq names its product nuclear receptor subfamily 0 group B member 2 (gene NR0B2). The record is from RefSeq and is a predicted model, not a curated record. NCBI's taxonomy places the organism in Eukaryota, Metazoa, Chordata, Aves, Galliformes, Phasianidae. Gene Ontology annotation, molecular function: transcription factor binding; transcription corepressor activity. Gene Ontology annotation, cellular component: cytoplasm; nucleus. Gene Ontology annotation, biological process: circadian rhythm; negative regulation of transcription by RNA polymerase II. The coding region runs from base 1351 to 2157 and encodes 268 amino acids. The transcript has 2 exons.